AUGGGCCACACAAACCCUCCCACAGGAGCAUCAUGUCCUGGCUCAAUCCCCGGCUCCAGGAGCCAAACCCUCAAGCACAGCGUUCAAGCGGCGUUUGAAGAGCGUGGGCUUGGAAACAUCACAUAUCAACCCAAGAUUCGUGUGACAGACAAGUACAAGGUUGUUGGUUUCAUCAGCAGCGGUACCUAUGGUCGCGUCUACAAGGCCCUCGCCCGAGGCGGCAAGCCGGGUGAGUUCGCCAUCAAAAAGUUCAAGCCCGACAAGGAGGGCGAGCAAAUCACCUACACGGGCAUCUCCCAGAGCGCCAUCCGAGAAAUGUCCCUCUGCACCGAGCUGAAGCACGAAAACGUCAUCAAACUCGUCGAGAUCAUGCUCGAGGACAAGUGCAUCUUCAUGGUGUUCGAAUUCGCCGAGCACGACUUGCUUCAGAUCAUCCACCACCACAACCAGCAGCCCCGCCACCCCAUAUCACCCGGCAUGGUCAAGAGUAUUAUGUUCCAGCUUCUUAAUGGGUGCCAGUACCUCCAUACGAACUGGGUGCUCCAUCGAGACCUGAAGCCCGCGAACAUCAUGGUGACCUCGGCUGGUGAGGUCAAGAUUGGAGACUUGGGUCUGGCCAGACGCUUCGACAAGCCCCUGCACUCGUUGUUUAGUGGCGACAAGGUCGUCGUUACGAUCUGGUACCGAGCACCCGAGCUCAUCCUGGGAAGUCAUCACUAUACCCCCGCCAUCGACAUGUGGGCCGUGGGGUGCAUUUUUGCGGAACUGCUCUCCCUGCGUCCGAUAUUCAAGGGUGAAGAGGCCAAGAUGGACAGCAAGAAGACGGUCCCCUUCCAGCGAAACCAGAUGCAAAAGAUUAUCGACAUCAUGGGCAUGCCGACGAAGGAGCAGUGGCCCCUGCUAGCCGCCAUGCCCGAGUACAUGCAGCUCCGAAACCUCCAAGCCCCCAUGACCUCCUCUUCCUCCUCCCACCACCCUCACUCCCAGCACCACCACCACCAUCAUCACCACCACUCGCAACAGCACAGGCACCACGGCCAACCGGUCAACACGUCCAACCUCGAAAAAUGGUACUACAGCACCAUCACCCAGGGCCAUUCCAGCGCCCCCACCGGCAUCUCCACCUCCAGCUCCCCGCUCGCCUCCCUCGGCACCGAGGGCUACAACCUCCUCUCCGGCCUCCUCGAAUACGACCCGGAAAAGCGCCUCACGGCCGCCCAAGCCCUCGAGCACGCCUUCUUCAGCACGGGCGAUCGCCUCGUCGCAAGCUGCUUCGACGGUCUGCCUAACGAGUAUCCGAGGCGGAGGGUCACGCAGGACGAUAAUGAUAUUCGGACGAAUAGUCUUCCGGGGACGAAGAGGAGCGGGUUGCCGGAUGAUUCGCUUGUGAGGCCUGGGAAGAGGGUCAAAGAUGGUUAG
Scedosporium apiospermum is the source of this 1419-nucleotide messenger RNA. RefSeq names its product Serine/threonine-protein kinase SSN3. Gene Ontology annotation, cellular component: mediator complex; nucleus. Gene Ontology annotation, molecular function: RNA polymerase II CTD heptapeptide repeat kinase activity; cyclin-dependent protein serine/threonine kinase activity; ATP binding. Gene Ontology annotation, biological process: protein phosphorylation. The transcript has 2 exons. The coding region runs from base 1 to 1419 and encodes 472 amino acids. Lineage: Eukaryota; Fungi; Ascomycota; Sordariomycetes; Microascales; Microascaceae. The record is from RefSeq and is a predicted model, not a curated record.